This is a messenger RNA of Linum trigynum, 7490 nucleotides long. The record is from the annotation of a GenBank genome assembly. NCBI's taxonomy places the organism in Eukaryota, Viridiplantae, Streptophyta, Magnoliopsida, Malpighiales, Linaceae.
CCGCGUUGCCAUUGGUUUAAACCCUAAAAUUUGCGCGAAUUCUUUGUCUCCGAGGAUCGGUUUCCAGCUCGGAAAUGGUGGCCUGUACACGAACUGUGAGUUCAACAAAGCUUUUUCUCUUCUCCCUUUAAGUUCUCACUGGGUCGAAACCCUAACCUUCUGCUCAUUGUUGUCAACUAUGUUACCUGAGCCGAACUAAAUCGACAUCGUGCUUUCGACGGGGCAGCUUUCUAGCAGCUUAUUCUGUUGUUUUGGGCUUUUGUGCUUCUCGUGGGAGGCUGGUUUCGGGUGGGAAUUUGAGAGUUCGUUUCUCGAUCGUUUUUGGUCAAGUGUUAAUGAAUGCUGGAUUUGGAAUAUGGCUUUCCGCUGUAGGUUUUAAUGCUUAGGGAGCUUAGGGAAACGUGAAUUUUGUCUUCCGUUACUUCGCUUCUCUCUGUUCCACUGGGAUUUAGAGAUCAGUUCUCGCUGCUUUGUUCUUAAUUGAGACAAAAUUGGACUUCGUUUGUUGGAUUUCCCUCCCACAUACCUGCAUUUUCGCGGCAACUAGGAAGAGGAAGCUGCUUUCACAGAAAUUUUCCUGGUUGAUGCAUAGUGGUGUUUGAACCCGGGGUUAUAUUUGGAAUUCAUUGGCUGGUUUGUUGCAUUAAUUGCUCUAAAAAGGUCACGUGCAUAAGUUCGAUUGCGCCUUAAUGAUCCUCAAAUCUGAUAUCAUCUGACUUUCAUACAUUGUUUUUGCCUACUUGAUCUUGAAUAUGCGUUGAGUUUUAAUAGUUGAGAGCUUUGGGGAAAACUUCAAUUGGUACUGCAUGGUAGAAAUCGUUGGUUGACUAAUUCCAUUCCGGUGCUCGAAUGUAUGAUGAUAAGUUAUUUGUUAGUGACGAUGAUGGUUUCUGUUUUGGUUAGUGAGAGUUGGCGUAAACUUUUCACGGGUCUGGAAAGCCUCCCCUUGGAUGUCUGAUAUGAUUAUAUUUGCUUCGUUACCUAAAAGAGUUGGUCGACCUCUGUAGGAACCAAGAUGGAUAUUCUGAUGCAGUGAUUGUCGCUUGCUUUAUUCCGUGUAAGAUGUAGAAAGUCACCUAGGUGUGAUGGUGACACAUGACAACAAAUAGCAUAGAGAUUGUUCAAUGUUAUUUUUGCUCUGAAGCUUCAUUGUUUUUGAAUAUUCCCUUUGAAAUUCUGUACAUGAAUGGAGCCAAUUUUGUGUAUUACAGAGGAUCUAGGAAGCGAUAAUGUCAAGCUCUUAGUAUGUCUUGGAGAUAAGGUUGACCUUUAGGUGUAUUUCUCCUUGGCCAACGGGGUCCAUAAGAACUUCGUCUUGUGUAGUUAAAUGAGGUGAAUUAUGAAAUAGUUGAGUAUGUUGGUCACAAUGUCCCAGUCAUAUCGAAGAUUAAAAUUUUCUUUGCUCUAUUCAUGGGAUGCUCAUUUGUAGAGCCUGAUAUGUGAAGGUGGAGAGACAUUAUUGAAUAUUGGUGGAGAAAUGAUUUUGCUAUUUGACAGCAAAGUUCGAAUUUAAAGCUGAAUUCUUCAUUCAGUGAUCUUUGUUGAUUUGGAACGUGCUUUCCAGUAAAGUCACUGAUUCGUUGACAUAUGUAGUGCAUAUGUUUUAAUUUCCACUAGAAAUCUAGCACAUGGUGUUAGACUAUCAUUUAUCACUUGCCAAGAUGGGUAAAAAGGAAAUGACUUAGUUGGAAUAGUGCGUCCCUCAUAAUUUAGUUUACAAUUCAUUUGAGCCCAAUUUGUUAGUUAGAAACUAAUUUCUAAUUGCAGCAAUUGUUUGUACCUGUAAUUCUAGGCUUGUAUUUUUUUAAUAAAUAUUGUAAACCACCCUUUGUGCUUCAACAAUUCUCGUCAUCACAACAUUUUUAUCUUAUUUCUAUAUCCUUGCUGCACUUGUGCAGAGAGUUUGGUCAUUUUAGCUAGUGAAUUAAACAGUUUACUAUUGAGAAACUUUAUUUUCUUCCUGUCAUGUGUUUAUUGUCACUGUGCUGAAAAGUAAAUAUUUGAUUAGACAUUCAUCAGGUGUUCUUAUAGCUUCUAUUUUCAUGUCUUAAAUGCAGCCCGAGGAGAAGUAUUGGGGUCAUUAUAGCUGGAUGACAUUCACAUGAACCCAAUAGAGUUUGUAUACCGCGUAAUUUUCAUGCUUACUCCUCUACGAUGACAUUUUGAAGAAUAUAGUAAUUUUUUAUAUUUUAUUUCAGGUGUUAAAUAGCUUGUUCAGUCAAUAACUAAGCUACUGAGAACUUGUGAGGGGAAUUAUCUAUGCCUGGCAACGAAGUUGGAGAUAGGAUCCACAAUUUCUUUGGUCAGGAGACUUCUUCUCCGGUCCCACAACACUCGCAAAUUGCUGAUGCAGCCUGGCCUGGGAUGAGUGCGAAUCCGUGGGCUGGAAGUCAGGGACAGAUUGCCACACCCUUCAUAUCUGAUUUAAUAAAUCGCAGUUUACAGCAAUCAGUGGCUGAUUAUGAGAGAGGAUAUGGUGGUCAGUCAUCACCUGUGCAGCAUGAUUUGAGCUUUCAACAAUCAAUUGAAAGAACAGAGCAUGCUAGAAGUCAAUCACAAGAUCAGCAACCAACUAUAAAUGGUUACUUUCAGGGUCAUCAGGGUUUCCAGAUGAGGCAGAAUGAGACAAACUUUUUGGGAAUGGAUACAGAAUCUGAUCGGCAUAAUUUAACACCAAAGGGUUUUUCCGCAUUUGAUUCCCAUCAAGGAAACGGCCCUGACUUUCACAAACGAAAUUUAGUUAGGAUGGACUCUACUGAAUCUCCAGUUAAUUUUGACUCUUUUGGGGGUCAGCAUCAGAUGAGUCCCCAGCAUCCUGGAAUUCUGCAAUCUCUUCAUAGGCAACCUUUGGGGAUCGGGGAUAUGCAGCUGCUGCAGCAACAAUUGAUACUCAAGCAAAUGCAAGAAUUUCAGAGACAGCGACAGCAUCAGAUGCAACAACUGCAGCAACAGGAAUCAACUAGGCAACUUAAUAUUUUGAAUCACGUGUCCUCUCUCGGAAAACAUGUGCUUGCUAGUCAGUCCCAAUCUAUGAUCAAUGGAAUUCCUGUACAGGAUGCAUCUGGUUAUUUAUUGCAGCCUGAGGUUAUUGCGGCUAACACAAACUGGCAACAGCAUAGUAUGUCUCCAGACAUGCGAGGCUCAUCUAGCGGGCUUGGAUUUUCGUUGGAACAAAACCAAGCACUUCACUUGAUGGGUGUGGUUCCGCAGAAGGUUGAUCAAUCUCUUUAUGGCGUCCCCAUCUCUGGAACAAGAGUUACUUCAAGUCAUUUUUCACCCAUCCAAAUGGACAAAGCCCCUCCCCAGCAGAUGUCUAGCAAUAAUAAUUCCCUUAUAGCUAAUCAGUAUACAGUUUCAUCAAACAAGGUGAAUGAUCAAGAAGGACCUUCGGGAUCGAGACAAGGAUUUCAGGGGAGAAAUGUGGUUGGAAGCGUAGAUACUCAAGGCGUGGACAGUGGAAGUAAUUUAGAAUGUCUCCAGCAAGUGAAUUCCUGGCAAAGUAGUGUGCCAACCCAAGAAUUCCUUGAGAGGCAAGAUGGAGAAGGUCCAUCAAUACCAUCACAGGAGAAGACUGUUGGUCAGGCUGUGUCUUCUCAGAAUGCCACAACACUAGAUCCAACCGAAGAGAGGAUUUUGUAUGGGUCUGAUGAUAAUUUGUGGGAUGCUUUUGGAAACAGUGAUCAUGUGGGUUCUGGAUGUUUGAAUACGGAGAGUACGGAGGCACCGGGUGGUGCUUUGUCAUUUUUACAAAGUGGAACUUGGAGUGCUCUUAUGCAGUCAGCCGUAGCAGAAGCUUCUAGUGUGGAUGUUAGCGCACAAGAGGAAUGGAGUGGUCCGGGUAGCCAGUGUACAGAACCUCAAAAUGGAAAUCGUCUGAUCCGGACUGUAAAUGGAUCUGGAAAACAACAAACAGCUUGGGCAGGUAACAGCUUCCAAACUGGCUUGACCUUGAAUAAUCCCUUCCAUCAAUCAGAUGAUAAUACAGGUAUAAACAGUAAUGAAAUGCAUAGAGUUAAUCGUUCUGGGGUGAGCUCUCCACACGAUGUGAGUGAAAAGUCACAGAUGGAUUCUUUUCGGAAAUUUUCUCAGCAGUUUGUAAAAAGUAAUACCAAAUGGCUUGAUGGGAGCCAUCAACAAAAGGCUGCUGUUGAAGUGAGCCAUAAUCAUGAAAAGGUUGUUCAUUCUCCCGUUGUGGAUUCAAGUGCAAUGAACAUUUCCCAUCCCUGGGCCAAUCAGGCAGGCUCCCCCCUGCACAAUCCAAUUGGCCAAUCAUUCAUUAGACAAAAUGGUUGGAACUUCAUUGAUUCAGCAUCAUCAAAUACAGGCUCAGCUUUGAAGAGUCAAGGGAAUCAAAAUCCUUUGCAAGCUCCCUCUACAAAUGAUUUAAAGAGCUCGAUAGGAAAGAACAUUUGGAGAACUGACCCUGUUUCCAACUCAGCUGUUGGGACAAUCUCCACACAAUCUAGUACUGGUAGCCCUCCAGUCAACACACAGGAUUCUAGCCGGAAUAGUACUCCGGGUUUCAGCAGUAUGAUGCUCAACCAACAUAGCAGCCGAGAUGUUCCUCAACUAGGAAACAAUCUUGAUGUCUGGAAACAUGCUGAUCCAGUAACGAACCAUAAGGGAUGUGAGAUCACGGGAAGCCGUUCGCUCAGUAUGGAGAAGUCAGAGGGAGUGUUUGAGUCAUCUGGAAACUUGUAUGCUUCAAGCACCGUAAGCACUGAAAUGGAUAUUGCAGCUUUUGGAUGCUCUUUGAGGCCCAAUGCUUCGUUGAGUCAAAAUUACUCAUUGCUGCAUCAAGUGCAGGAUGUGAAGAAUAGGGAUGUAGAUCAAAGUGGUAGGAGUUUGAAGAGACCGAAAGGAUCUGAUGGUAGUGUUGAUCCUCAGUUAGCUGCUUCUGAGGGUGGGCAGCAGUUGUUUGGACAUGCUAACACUGCCACAGGUACAUUACUAAACAAUGCUUCAAGUUCUCCUGAUGAUCCAAAAGCAGUUGGCUUUUCUGGGAGACAAACGGACGUGCAUGGGCCGAAUCUUCCUUCUCAGGACAUGCAUGAGUUUGGUGGGAACACUUCUAGAAAUUUUGCAGACAGCAAUGAUGGGGUUACUGGUAAAGGUGACCUUUCUCAGAUCAGUCCCCAGAUGGCUCCAUCAUGGUUUAAUCAGUAUGGCACCUUCAAGAAUGGACAGGUUUUAUCCACAUAUGAUGCUAGAAAAGUUACUGCCAUGAAGCAUGCAGAAUUAGCUCUAAGUGGUGGCAGGUCUUCUAAUAGACUGCCUAUUCCAGGUCCAUUAGAGGCUGCAAGAACCACUGUCGAUGAUGCAAAUCAGCAUGGCCUAGUUAGGAUAAGUUCUACGCCACAUAUUAGUGAGGAGUUUUCUUUUCCUCAACUGUCACGGCCUGACUCUGUUGGUAUGAGUUUGUUUGUGGUAAGACCAAAGAAGCGCAAGAGUGUCACAUGUGAUCUUGUUCCAUGGCAUAAGGAAGUGAUAAAGAUUCCGCAUAGGCUUCCGAAUAUGAGUUUGGCAGAAGGUGAAUGGGCAAAGGCAGUUCACCGUCUGACUGAGAAGGUGGAAGAUGAUGGUGAAAUCAUAUAUGAUGGGCCGCCAGCCAUAAAAUCAAAGAAAAGAUUGAUGUUGACGACACAGCUUAUGCAGAUACUGCUUCAUCCUCCUCCAUCGUGGAUAAUGUCUGCUCAUGCAACUUCUCAAUAUGAUAGUGCUGCUCAUUGUGUUGCUCGGUUGACACUGGGAGAUGUAUGUUGUUCGGUCUCUGGCUCCGCCAGUCACGCUUCCCCACCUUCCAAAAGUGGCAACAUAAUACCUGAGAGGCUCAGAAUGUCUAAAACUAAAAGUGAUCAAUACUUCUCGAAAGUUAUGGAAGAUCUCAUUGAGAGAACAAGAAAGGUGGAAAGUGACUUGCUGAGAUUGGAUAGGAGCAUGUCUGUGUUAGACUUGAGAGUAGAAUGUGAAGAUUUAGAGAAGUUCUCUGUCAUCAAUCGGUUUGCUAAGUUCCAUGGUCCAGGUCAAACAGCAGGUGGAGCAGUAAACACUUCAUCCUCGGGUGGCGCUUCUAAUGCACAGAAGGCCUUUCUUCAAAGAUAUGUUACUGCGCUUCCCUUCCCUAGGAAUAUCCCUGACAGGGUACAAUGUCUUUCACUUUGAUAGUUAUUUAAUCAAUUGAUUAAUUAGUUUUCUUCUCUUGCCCAUAUGCGCGCGCAGUCCAUGCUUUUUUGCAGUCUGUGACAUAGAACAUGGAUGGGAAUGUAGGAAGCAGAUACUAGAUUGUCUCCUCAAAACUCAUAAUGGAUGUAGGCUGUUAGAUUUGUACUAAUUAAUGUAGGCUGUUCAUGUCACUGUGAUCUGUUUAUUAGGGAACUGUGGUUCGCCUUCAUCUUUUGGCGGACUGUUGGAAUGUGUAGUUUGGCACUUUGGCUUGUAGCCUAGUGGGAAGAAGAAGAAGAAGAUAACAGAGAUGGUCCUGACGCUACAUCUAGCAAGUAGCCUAGUGGGAAGCGCUUUAAAAGCUUCAUGUAAAAAGGGUUCGGUUCGGUUCGUUGUCUUCCCUGUGAAGUGAAUGUAGAGAAGUAAUUGCUGGAUUUUGGUUUGGUGACUAAGUUUGUCUCUACUCAAUCUCCGGUCUUGCGUCCUUGCUUGAUAAAUAAGAAGUGGAUGAGGAUUACUGAAGGUUUGGUUGUAUGAGAAGCUUACGUCCUUUUAUUGUUUUGGCCCCAAGUCUUUGAGAUAUCUGGUUUGGUUCUGAUGGAUGGGACGCGUUAUAUAGAAUUUUGGAUGAAGAUCGUGGGAUCGUCAAACUCAACUUCAGACGCAGCUAUCCAUCCUUCCCGAGGUAGUUCUACAGGCUUGGUGUUGAAGUCUGCAGACGACCGUACGCUCCUAGCUUUUGGACUUCAACAUCGUGGGAUCGUCAACCCUUACCUAGCCGAACUACUAGCCGCUCGAGAUGGUUUAAACUUGAUUCGUCACUUCAGCCUACGAGAAGUCAUCCUAGAAGGGGACUCCGAAGUCGUCGUUCGUCAGCUUCUCAAAGGGAUAGAGUCAGAUGCUGUUGGAGGGCCGGUUCUCAGAGACUGUCGUCAGAUGAUCGCUACCCUAGACAUAGGCUUAGAGGUUUGUGCGGUUCCUAGAACUGCCAAUCGGGCUGCCCAUAGUGUGGCAAGAAAAGCCCUUUCUCUGUCUAAUUUAGAGUUGCUUUCAUUUGAUUUUGUUUCUUGGGUGGGAAGGGACUUAUAGGGUGGUCUAAUUUUCUUGUAUUCUAUUGUCAUAUCUCAGAUUAAAAAAAAAAAAAAAAAAUUUUGGAUGAAGAUGUUUUUCUCUUAUGUUUCCAGUUUAAUUAGUGGGCGGGGCACUGUUUCGUUGAAUCAAAUUUAUUCUUCUUUCGUUCAGUUAAUUUGAGUAUUUGUAUUUCCUAAAAUGUCGUAUAUGCUCACGUGACUAAUGCUUUUAUUAGUUAAGAAAUCUUAUGAUAUGCA